This is a messenger RNA of Mercenaria mercenaria, 1867 nucleotides long. RefSeq lists its product as uncharacterized. The record is from RefSeq and is a predicted model, not a curated record. Lineage: Eukaryota; Metazoa; Mollusca; Bivalvia; Venerida; Veneridae. Gene Ontology annotation, cellular component: membrane. The coding region runs from base 102 to 1847 and encodes 581 amino acids. Gene Ontology annotation, molecular function: wide pore channel activity. The transcript has 11 exons.
GAUAACAGGCAUCCCGCUAAAGCGGAAGAUGACCGUUACUGCUAUCAUAGAGCACUGAUAAGAACAUUCGGGAUUGUAAAUACAGGACAAAGGGCAACAAAAUGACCCUCGCCAACCUUUGUCUGAUAUUCCUCUUCCUUGGUGCGCAUGGCCAGCUCAAUCCCGGGUCAGUUACCGGAGGUAGUGGAACGGUAUCUGGAGGUACAGGAUUUCCCCUCCCGCCAAUGGCCCCUCAUGCACCAAAUGCAAUUCAUCAUGUUGGUGUAUCAUACAAUUUGCUGAAAGGCAACCCAGACGGAGAGUUUUGGUCAACUGGUGGAGAGGACCCAGGAGUGUCACUCACUAGGAAAAUCUUCACAAUAAGCCCUGGGGACAACCCACCUGAAAUAAUAGCAGAGCAUCACGAUGGAUGCCAGUAUUCGCACGGGUUUACACUAUUCUACAAUCCAAAAUCCUAUCAAGAUAAACUGUUGACAAACGUUCAUACUACUGGCACUACAGACGCUGCGCUAAAACCGUAUGCUUUCACUCUGAGCUCUGCUUACAAAGCUGUCGUACAACAGACGUCAAAACAUCACUACAUUUACCAGGAUGCCGCAACAUAUUGUAAACUCGGUCACGUGAGGUAUUCGAUGAAACUGGCAGAGGCAGAUCACUACCCAGUCACGCGGGAAUUUGCGUCAGACGUUUGCUCUCUGCCAACAACUUACGACGCUUCAGCAUAUAUGCAGUUCAUAGAAAACUGGGGCACGCACGUUGUGACUCAAGUGGACAUUGGGAAAGCCACUACAAACCGAUAUGUAGGAAGAAUGAGGGAUCUCUUCAACUUUGUCAUGUUCAACGUAACGGACGAGAUAAGUAUGGGUGGAACUUUGGAUGGGUUCCCAAGUUCCUAUGUAAUUGACCUCGACUCUUACAAAUACCGACAUGAGUAUAAAUACAUAGUGGGCGUGUUUGAAGAUAAUCUAAGCAUUGGCGACAAAUACUACAAUGACGUCAUAGGAAAAACCGUACAGACGAUCGAUAUGGCUUUGGACUCCAAGUACUGGACGUUUAUGAACUAUUACGUUCAGCAACACGUGUGUGCAGCUGGCGAUGCCAACAAUCUAGCGUCAUGGAAAACAAAUAUUGUCACGGGACUGAAAGCUUACCCGGCAUAUAAACAGGCAACGCAAGCAGCAGUCUCACCACUAGCAAUGCCUGCAACAUGGCCACUGGGUACAUAUUCUAUGCCAAAACCAAAGUCCCAAUGUCCGUCGACAGAUUUUAUGGAAGGAACGGUAACAUUGCCUCAGGGAACACACACGGGAACAGCUCCCACUGGACUUCAUCUUGAUGGACAACUCACCAGUAGCCAAUAUUCCCUGGAAUACUGUACCAAGGAGGAUCCCGCCCCUACCCCAUAUGACAUUUAUUGGCCCCGGGGUGAUUACUGUAUACUGCAAUACGACAACAGAUGUCCGUAUGCUUUCAAAAUGGGCAGAAUGCUGCUGAGAGCUUCAAGAUCGUCUUCUAAAUCAGGAAUAGCUCCUACGGGCACUUACGGGCAAUCUACAGAAAUGCAGUUUUGUUGCAGAAAUGACUCCGUGUAUUCCCACAAGAUUUACCUACCAGCAGAUAAACCAUUCUACUUAUUCAAAUUUCAACACGGCUGCCAGAAAGUCAAUGGCAUGUCUGUGACAGACGAAACCUUAUCAUUCUACAAUGAUGUCACUUCCGGCGGAAGCACGUACCAGACGAGAGUGUACGGAAGUUACCCGUAUGUAGAAACAGUGGGACAGCUCUCAACAUAUGCUGCCAAGCAGUACAAUCUGCAUUACUGUUAUUACCAACCUAUUACAAAAUAAAUAAAAUAGAUACAAUUUCA